Coccidioides immitis RS is the source of this 1496-nucleotide messenger RNA. RefSeq lists its product as uncharacterized. Gene Ontology annotation, biological process: transmembrane transport. The transcript is spliced from 5 exons. Gene Ontology annotation, molecular function: transmembrane transporter activity. Bases 1 to 1398 code for a protein of 465 amino acids. Gene Ontology annotation, cellular component: membrane. The record is from RefSeq and is a predicted model, not a curated record. Lineage: Eukaryota; Fungi; Ascomycota; Eurotiomycetes; Onygenales; Onygenaceae.
AUGUCGGAGAACAUUUCGAAGGCGAGCAUCACCUCAGGUGUUGAGGAGGAUAAAGUUGAAACAUAUGGAGACGACCCAGCCCUUGAAGCAAAACUUCGGAGGAAAUUCGAUCUGAUGAUCCUACCUAUUGUUACUGGAAUAUUCCUACUCGCUUUUAUUGAUAGGGCGAAUGCCGGCAAUGCACGAAUCCUUGGUAUGGCUAAGGACUUGGAUCUUAGCGGAUACCGGUUUAAUAUUGCAAUGACCGGCUUCUACUGUAGCUACAUCGUUCUUGAGAUCUUUGGGUUCGGUAUAGUUACGAUGUGCACGGCGUUCAUCACAUCGUAUGAAGGCCUUGUCGUCGGGAGAGUAUUCCUUGGGGCACUUGAGUCUGGGAUCAUGCCUGGAAUCAGCUUCACCCUCUCUCAAUUUUAUCGCCGACAUGAGCUUGCAACCAGGAUAGGAUUUUACUCCAGCGUUGCGCCUCUCAGCGGUGCAUUCGGCGGGCUCCUGGCCACUGGCCUUAAUAAAGUCCCUAAAUGGGGAAUGGUCCAUGGUUGGAGGAAUAUUUUCUUCUUCGAGGGCCUGCUCUCCAUCAUUCUCAGCGUGAUAUCAUACACCAUGUUACCGAAAUCGCCGGCUACAGCAUCAAGUCUUACACCGGAAGAGCGAUCUUACGCCGCAUGGCGCAUCGCCGAAGAGAGCAGAUCUCAUGUUCCGCAAAAGACUUCAUCGAAACACUUUAAAAUGGCUGUGUUCAACAUCAAUGUCAAUAUAAUGGCAUUUGCUUGUACCUGCACAUUCCUUACCAUGACUUCACUGUCCAUUUUCCUUCCAUCCAUUCUGAACAGCAUGGGAUACAGCCCUGUCCAGUCACAGCUGAUGUCUGUGCCCCCAUUCGCGUGGUCUGCCGCUAUCUGCCUCGCCAUCGCGUAUAUCUCUGAUCGAACCAAGUCUCGUGGUCUCUGGCUUCUGACAAUCAUGCCCUUCACCGCCGCUGGCUUCCUGGUACUGAUCCUGGCGACCAAGCCGGCCAUCCUCUACUUUGCUACCUUCCUUACGCUCACUGGAUCAUUCACUUGUGCACCAAUGCUUGUGGCUUGGGCUGUCGAUAACACUGCUGGCUCCAACGUCCGUGCUGUGAGUUCCGCUUAUGUGGUCAGCAUUGCAAAUCUCGGAGGAAUCGUGGCCACAUGGACAUAUCUGCUUCCGGAUGCACCCAGGUAUAUUUCUGGCCAUGCAAUCAACUUCGGGGCAGCAGUGGUGUGCUGUGUUCUGAUGACUAUUGCAACAAUAUAUCUCAGAUGGCAGAACAAGCUGAAGGCAAGGGGUCACUACGACUAUUUGUUAGAAGGGCUCAAUGAGGAAGAGCAGGCUGCGUUGGGACAUAACCAUCCCAGCUACAAGUACACGCCGUAACGCCGAGCUGGAGAAAAUAAGCUAAGGGAUGAUUGUGUUAUUAUGUGUGUGUACAGAUCAGUUUAGAAGAAACAUCAUUCCUCUAUUGGACUUCAUAA